Sardina pilchardus (European sardine) is the source of this 2969-nucleotide messenger RNA. It is a transcript of the gene prom1b, whose product is annotated as prominin 1 b. NCBI's taxonomy places the organism in Eukaryota, Metazoa, Chordata, Actinopteri, Clupeiformes, Clupeidae. Gene Ontology annotation, cellular component: microvillus; cell surface; apical plasma membrane. The transcript has 26 exons. The coding region runs from base 253 to 2919 and encodes 888 amino acids. The record is from RefSeq and is a predicted model, not a curated record. Gene Ontology annotation, molecular function: cholesterol binding.
AUGAAACCGGCCCGGGAUAAUAGGAUCUAAAUGUAUUGAGGUGUUUCGCACUAACCGUUUUUUAUCUAAUAUUUACAUUCGGUGAAGUUACAUAGUUUUCUUUGGCACUGAACAUCGAUGCUGAGGAUCACAGGAGCGGCUAAAGGCACUGGCUUUUUCUUCACGUAAACGACCCUUUUCCGUUUGAUACCUGUGAUUAUUCCGUCCACUGCGCUUCCUCUACACCUUACUUUGAGAGACAGUUCACCUGCCAUGGCUUGGAAAGUAGGACUCGUACUUCUUCUGUGCUGGGGUUUCAGCUCGUGCGAGCCCCACGAGGAUGAUACGCUGGAGCCUGAGGAGACAGCGCGCGCAGAAAUGCAGAGGGACCCACCGCAGCAAAGUUUAGAUUUCGGUUUCGUGCCCUCAGUGGUCUACGAGACACAUGCCUAUUACGAACCAGGAGCCAUCGGGGCACUGUUCCACAUGGUGCAUGCAUUCCUCUAUGCGGUUCAGCCAAAUCCUUUCCCUAAAGAUCUCAUCAUUAAAGUGAUCCAGCAGAACAUGGGUGGGAUCAAGCUGGAGGAGUACCAGAGGGCCAUCUACUACCAGCUGGGCUUCAUCGUGCUGGGCGUGAUGGGGGUGCUGUUCGUGGUGUUCGCGCCCCUGGUGGGCCUGUUCUUCUGCUUGUGCCGCUGCUGCGAUAACUGCGGAGGGGAGAUGCACCAGAGGCAGAGGAAGAACGCAGACUGCCAGCGCGGCUUCUACACCACCAUGCUCAUCGCCACCUCCGUCUUCCUCACUGGUGGAGUGUUGAUUGCAUAUUCAGCCAACCACAACCUGAGUUCCCACAUCAAAAGCACCAGGAGACUGGUCAACACCAACAUCAGGGACCUCAAGUCCUUUGCCAACACCACACCAGCGCAAAUAGACUUCCUGACAGCGCAGUACACCACAGCCAAAAACAAGGUCCUCUCCGACCUGGAUAACAUUGGGACGAUACUUGGUGGCCGGAUUCAAAGCCAGUUAGAGAAAGACGUUGUUCCCGCUCUGGAUAAUGCCCUACGCAUGACUGGAGCCAUGCGGGAGACCAAGGAGGCCCUGGAGAACGUCAGCACGUCGCUGGAGAUGCUGCAGGAGGCCACGGGCCGUCUGCAGAACAGCCUGCAGAACGAGCGCACGUCCCUGAGCAACACGCUCAACGACCCGGCCUGCUCCAACGGAGACGUCUCGCACACCUGCAACACCGUCAGGGGCACGCUCAGCCAGCUGGCCCUCAGCGCCAACUUCAACAGGCUCCCUGAUGUAAAUGCCCAGCUGGCCAAUGUGGACGAUGUCCUUAAAACUGACCUCAGCAAUAUAGUCCAGAAGGGUUACUCAGCCUUCAAUAACACUCCAAAGCUGGUUACAGAGCAGACCCAGAAUAUAGUCUCAAGGGUGAAGGGCAUGCUGGAUAAGGUCGGAGGAGAGGUCAUCGGCUUCACAAAAAUGUUUCCACUGGAGCCGGCUCUGGUCAACUUCACCCUGUUCCUGACAGACGGCCAGAAGAACAUUGAGUCCUAUUACCCUCAGAUCGACCAGCUCGACUUCUACAGGUGGAUCGGCUGUGUAGCCAUCUGCUGCAUGGUGGUUCUCAUCCUGGCCUUUAACUUUCUGGGCCUGCUGUGUGGAACCUGCGGCUUUGACAAGAACGCCUCCCCCACCACACGGGGCUGCCUGUCCAACACCGGUGGCAACCUCCUCAUGGCUGGUGUGGGUUUCAGCUUCAUCUUCUCAUGGGCACUCAUGGCGAUCGUGGUGUCCACGUUUGUCGUCGGGGGCAACGUGGAGAAACUGAUCUGUGAGCCGCUGGCCAAUAGAGAGCUGUUCAAGAUCAUUGACACACCAUACAUGGUGCACCCAGUAAAGAAGAAUUUCCUGCCAGGCAUGCUGUUUAAUGACCCCAACAUUGACCUGACCAUCGGCAGCAUGUACAGGGACUGCUAUGACAAUAAUGGCCUCUAUUCAUCUCUACAGUUAGAGAAAAAGUUUAACUUCAACAGAUUCCUCAAUGGCACUGUGUACAACCCAGAGCUGGCCAAGGUGUUUAACAGUAUACGGGUGGACAUGGAGGGCAUAGUGCUGCUGGAACAAGAAGGGAGGGAUAAUCUGCUCAACUUUGUCAACACUGGCGUUGGCGAGAUAGAGUACGAGGACUAUCUGGCUGAGGUGAACAAAGGCGUGACUGUGGUGGAUUUGUUAUCGUUCGCCAACGAACUGGAAGCCCAGGCCGACCAACUGCCCCGGGGAGCCCUGGCCAACGCUCUCAAGGGCCACUCCAGCAGCAUCCGCCAGAUACACAAGGAGCAGGUGGUGCCCAUGGAGCAGGCCAUGAAAUAUGUGCGAGCUCGGAGUACUCUGAGUUCCAGUAUCAGGCUGCUGGAGAGAACAGCCAAGGAGCUGCCGAAUAAAGUCACCAAUGUACUGACUGCCAUCGACUCUGCAGAGUAUCUCAUCACCAACAACGGCUCAUAUGUUGUCAAACAGGAAACAGACAAGUUUGUGCAGAGGGUGGUGGGGUAUUUCAAACAAUACACAAACUGGGUCAGACAAUCGCUCGACGCCGAGGUGGCCCAGUGCAAGCCCAUCAGUAACCUGGUGGACUCCCUGGAGAUCGUAGCCUGCAGCUUCAUAGUGGAUUCUGUGAACACUUUCUGGUUUGGACUCGGUGGGUGCUGUUUGUUCUUAAUCCCAAGCAUCAUUCUGUCUAUAAAACUGGCCAAAUACUACAGGAGAAUGGAGACAGAGGAUGUUUUUGAUGAUUUGGAUUUUGCUAAUAAUGGUUUUCAUAAUGAACAAUUGCAAGGCAUUCACAAUCCAGUCAUGUUCAGCAUGCCGUCUUAUGACACUAUGUGUCGGUACCCUCGAGCCUCGGCCCCUCCUCAGCAGCCCGACUGGUGACCCACACCCACACAGUGGUAAUGAGAACUGGAGCUAAUCUGUCCUCCCUG